This is a messenger RNA of Histoplasma capsulatum G186AR, 1001 nucleotides long. Its product is annotated as GTP-binding protein SAS1. Lineage: Eukaryota; Fungi; Ascomycota; Eurotiomycetes; Onygenales; Ajellomycetaceae. Gene Ontology annotation, cellular component: endosome; plasma membrane. Bases 384 to 1001 code for a protein of 205 amino acids. The record is from RefSeq and is a predicted model, not a curated record. The transcript has 3 exons. Gene Ontology annotation, molecular function: GTP binding; GTPase activity. Gene Ontology annotation, biological process: protein secretion; regulation of exocytosis; protein localization to plasma membrane.
CACCAUCCUCACCCAUCAACACCAUCAACACCAUCGUCCCCUUCGCACUUGACGCCCUCCCUACCGACAGCGUCUGCUCGUCCCUGCUGCUGCCCGCUCUGCCUUCUCCACGAGCAUCUCCUCCGCUGCCAUCCUUGCUGCCCAUAGGCUGCCUUCCACCGUUACUCGCUGUCCUUCGCCUCCCUGUUCCUGGAGCUAAAGCUAAAGACAGGUUUUGACCCGCAAGCCACAUCAGUGUCCACAGCUGCUGAGAGGGUUUGGUCCUUCCAGCCAUCCUCUUAACGCUUUUUUUCUAAAAGGCGACACGUUUUGAUUCUUCCGACGACAGCCCUCCUCCCUCUCUCCCCUUCUCUCCCUUCUCUCCCCUUCUUCCAUCACUAACUAUGGCUGGCACACGAAAUUACGAUUUUUUGAUCAAACUGCUACUCAUCGGCGAUUCGGGUGUGGGGAAAUCAUGUUGCCUGCUGCGGUUCAGUGAGGAUUCAUUCACCCCAUCUUUCAUUACGACAAUCGGGAUCGACUUCAAAAUCCGGACGAUAGAACUAGACGGGAAACGUGUAAAGCUACAGAUAUGGGAUACAGCCGGCCAGGAAAGAUUCAGGACGAUCACCACCGCAUAUUACCGGGGUGCCAUGGGGAUACUGCUUGUUUACGAUGUGACCGAUGAGCGGUCUUUCAACAACAUCCGGACAUGGUUCUCGAACGUUGAACAACAUGCAAGCGAAGGCGUACAUAAAAUGCUUAUCGGCAACAAGUGUGAUUGGGAAGAGAAGAGAGCCGUGACAACGGAGCAGGGCCAGAAACUGGCCGACGAACUGGGAAUCCCGUUCCUGGAAGUUUCAGCGAAAAAUAACAUCAAUGUCGAAAAGGCCUUCUACACCCUAGCCUCCGAUAUAAAGAAGGUUAUGGACACGACCAAAUCCGAACAGGCCGGCUCCCAGGGCGUGACUAUAGAUCAUCAAGGCAGUGGGGCAGGCAACCUUGGAGGCAAAUGUUGUUAG